Protopolystoma xenopodis is the source of this 291-nucleotide messenger RNA. The record is from the annotation of a GenBank genome assembly. Lineage: Eukaryota; Metazoa; Platyhelminthes; Monogenea; Polystomatidea; Polystomatidae.
AGGCGAGUCGAAAGGAUUCGGAUACCUCAGGAGGGUUGGCUUGGACUGUUCUGGGCAAACCUCAGCUCACCGUCCUACGACCCCAAUGACUCUGUGCUGAGCUCUCUUCUGUCAUAGAAUCUUCCGACGCCCUCUGCAGAUCAGGCUGUGAUAAGGUUCUCUGCUCAUGUGGUAGCGUUUAUGGUACAACAGGCCAACAUAACACAGCCUCGCUUGCAUUGGUUUAUGGAUUCAGAAAUGGGAAGUGGCCGAUCACGUGACAGCUACAGGACACCACAUGGAGGGGUGUAA